This is a messenger RNA of Helobdella robusta, 684 nucleotides long. RefSeq lists its product as hypothetical. The record is from RefSeq and is a predicted model, not a curated record. Lineage: Eukaryota; Metazoa; Annelida; Clitellata; Rhynchobdellida; Glossiphoniidae. Bases 1 to 684 code for a protein of 227 amino acids. The transcript has 4 exons.
AUGGCCCUGGCCUCGCUGACUGAUUUCGAAGUCCAACCCUGCCAACUAAUUGCCGGCUUUCAAAAAGAUGAUGACGAUGAUGUUUCUCGCCAAACGAGUGUCUAUAGCGGAAACAGUGACGAGAAUUUAAGUUCCGAAUGUUGUUCCAGCCCAUCUCUUGGGGCCAGUGUCGAGGACCUAAGCUCAUUGAAAAGAUUGUCAAAGAGUUCAGAAAACUUAUCAGAAAACAGAUUAUCUCUGCAACAGAAUGCGUUGUCUCUUCUUUAUUACAAGCUGUCAAAUUUGAAACAUCAACUUAAGGAGAAUGAGAGCGAACUCAGGCUAUACAAUGUUCUUAUGGAAGAAAAUCGAAUUAUCGACGGAGAAAUUUUGCGAGAGUUCCUGGCGAAAAAUCCGAAUAUAAUCGGUCGGUUAAACGGUUUAAAUAACGAUUCUAAUCGGGAGAACUCUAAAAUAAAGACUACUAAAAAUGAUCGUGUUGAGGACGAUAGCGACGAUGACGUGGCAAGGAGAAGCACAAUAAAACUUCAAAUUAAUGACAGUGAUGUCAAUAACAACGACAUUGACAUCGUCAACAACAACAACAACAUGCAAAAAAACAUGUCACCAAUUAGCGAUGUUAUCGAUUUGAACGAAGUACUCGAUGAAUUAGCGGUUAGUUUCGAGUCUGAAAACUCAAAUUGA